AUGGGUAAGGACGAGAAAGAAGACUCCGGGUUCGGGUUCAAAGACAAGGCGAAGGCGGUGGAGACGCUGCGCCUUCUGGAGCAACAUGACCCCAACUACCGGCGGCUCACCGUCCGGGGACUGCUGGGACGGGCCAAGCGGGUGCUCUCCAUGACAAAAGCAGAAGACAAGAUAAAGAACAUUAAGGAAGCGAUGGAGGUGUUCGAGCAGUGGCUCGCGGACCUCGACGCCAACAAGAAGACUGACAAGCCGGACAAGAAGGAGGAGAAGAAGAAGGAAGAGAAGAAAGAGACAAAAGAGGAGAAGGAGAAGAGUGGCAGUGAUGAGAAAGAGAAGAAGGAGCUCCCCUCAGAGUCGGUGCCGGGGCUGGGCUUCAAGGACAAGGAGGCCGCCGAGGGCACGCUCAAGGAGUUGGAGGGGAGGGAUCCUGACUACCAGCGCCUGGCGGUCAAGGGGCUCAUAGGACGAGCCAAGAGGGUGCUCACUUGCACUCGAGAUGAGACAAAGAUAGCUAACAUUAAAGAAGCGAUGGCAAUAUUCGAGAAGUUCCUCGAUGACUUCGAGUCGCUCCACCUGAGCAAGCAGAACAACCCUUACGUGUCGCUCGGACACGUCAGGACCGCGGAGAAACUUGCCGGAGACACUGUCACUGAACUACAGCACGCAGAUGCGAAACUGUUCACUGAGAAGGACGAGCCCACAGCAGAGCAUCUGGAGAUGUUACUGUGGGCGUACUCCCCCGACCCCGCCAGGGUGAAGAAAUACUUGCCGGAGACCAAGGAGGAGAGGAAGCGGCGGAGUAGCGGGCGGGAGGACGACUCGCCCUCCAAGAGGACUAAGCAAUAA
Spodoptera exigua (beet armyworm) is the source of this 846-nucleotide messenger RNA. Lineage: Eukaryota; Metazoa; Arthropoda; Insecta; Lepidoptera; Noctuidae. The record is from the annotation of a GenBank genome assembly.